Messenger RNA from Xyrichtys novacula (pearly razorfish), 2729 nucleotides. The record is from the annotation of a GenBank genome assembly. Lineage: Eukaryota; Metazoa; Chordata; Actinopteri; Labriformes; Labridae.
GUCUUUACGACACUUCCCCGUCACUUUACGGCACAAACACAUGAACGCUUGUGCAAGGAAAACAUGAGAGGUCAAAAGUUAUGGUCGUAGAGUUGAACAAAUACGGAACGUAACGCUCAAAUAUGGUAGGUCUGCCUUAACGUGUAACAACCCUUACGUGUACUAAAAUAAGAGCAUAUUUAGGAGUUUGUUAGAUCUUUUUACAUGGUUUGUUUUUAAAGGCUAAGCUAAUCGUUAGCUCAGGUGCAAACUGAAUGACCAAACACGACGUAAACAAAAGAGACUUGGGUUUGAAUCGUGUUUCAGUUUCACCUUUAUCUGAUGGUUGAUCGUGUAUCACAGCUUCUCAGUCUGUAUUGUGUUUGUUUAUUGUUUCAGGCCAGUUCCAUGGUGGCAGUGGGACUGGCUCUGGCAGCAGCUGGAUUUGCAGGUGAGUGAGUGACAAGGUGAUCAACACGUUUCUAACCUUUUCAGGAAAGUGAGGGAAGGAUACACAUCUGCUGUGCAAUAAUACACUUUGAAACAUGCACCAGUUCAUAUUUUGGUAUUAUGUGUACAUUUCAGAGCAUGUGUGUCCUAUCAAACAUGCAGCCACAUUUGACAGAAGACACACUGGACAGUAAAUCGAACUCAAACUCUGACGAAAACUGAAUAUUGAAAUAAUAGGCCUCAUUAUGUUGAAUAAUAAUCACACAUGUUUUUGAUCUCAUUGUAUGGUAGCUACAUAGAACAUAUUUACUUUUAAUGCAGAAAUAGUAUAAAGAAAAUAUCAGCCCCACAACUGAAUAUAAGGUGAUUUUCAGAGUUUGUGUUUUUAAAUUGCGAUAAGGGUUAUAAUGCAAACUUUAUGUCAAUGUCAAUGUCAAUGCCAGCUUUAUUCUUAUAGCACAUAUAAAAACAGCCAGUGGCCUACCAAAGUGCUUUACAGUAAAAUAGCCAGAAACAGUAAGAAACUAUAAAACAAUAAAAGCAUAAAACAUAUAAAAACAUAAAACAACAAUAUAGAUAAACAUAGCAAAUAAAUAAAAUACCAAAUGAAAGUAGCUAUACUGCCCCAAAAGCUAAAAGGGAACAGGUGCGUCUUCAGAAGUGUUUUAAAAGUGGAAAGGCUGUUAGCAGUAGGCACUGUCAGAGGUAAAGUAUUCCACAAGGUGGGAGCCAUGACAGAAAACGCUCAAUCUGCCCUAGAUUUUAAAAAGGAUCGAGGAAUGUCUAAAACCACCUGAUUAGCUGACCUUGGGGCUCUGGAGGGCUGACGCAAUUUGACAAGGUCAGACAGAUAUUCUGUGGCCAGCCCAUUCAGAGACUUAAAAACAAAUAAAAGAAUCUUAAAAUCAAUCCUGUGCCUAACAGAGAGCAAGUGAAGAGAGGAAAGCACCGGAGUUAUGUGCUCCCAUUUCUUAGUCUCAGUUAGGAGAUAAGCUGCGACAUUUGGAAUGAGCUGCAAGCGGUUGAGCUCUGACUUGCCAGUGUUGAUGUACAGGGAAUUACAAUAAUCUAAACAAGAUGUGAUUUUUGUCCUUAAAAGCCUUGAAAAGUCAUAGGUUCUGACAUUUUGAGGUCCAAAAAAGUCUUCAAUUUUCAUUUGUGAGAGGUCUUACAUUUGAAUUGAAAUAGCUCAUUUUUUAGGGAAAACAAAAGAUGUGAUGCAACAUUAGUCAACCCCACCAACUGCAAAGCAUAAUAACAGUCAUUAUAUCUAAACCAUUAUGAUAUGGCUUUUUGUAUGUCAUAGAACCCUUGUAUUCAAUAUAAAUAUGCUGCCUUCUUCUCCUCUGUUUGUCUCCCAGGUCGCUAUGCCAUGCAGGCCAUGAGGCAGAUGGAGCCUCAGGUGAAACAGGCUCUCCAGAGCUUCCCCAAGACAGUAAGAGAGCAAACAUUCAUACAAAACUGCUGUAAAGUUCAAAACAGAAGUUCAUCUGCUCAGGACCUCUUGGUUUUUCACCUUUCAGGCUUUUGGAGGAGGGUACUAUAGAGGUGGUUUUGAACCAAAGAUGAGCAAGAGAGAAGCGUCUCUAGUUUUAGGUAUCAGGUAUGUGGACAUCAUUUCCCUCCCUUAUCACCAACUCUAUACAGGCCGACUUGAGGCAGCCACUCAUUUGUUAUUGUACAUCCAGAAUCAUACGGAGGUCAGAGGAUUUGGUGUAUAUGUCAUGAUUUUGUAUUUAGCUUUUUUCUACCUUUUUCUCCAUUUAAGAGAGAGUGUGCUUACCGCAUAUUUUCUCUCUCAUUUUUGGGCUAGUACUCACUUUUUAUCAUUUCUCUGCCUUUCAGCCCAACAGCAAACAAGAAUAAAAUCAGAGAAGCUCACAGAAAACUGAUGGUCCUAAACCAUCCAGACAGAGGUAAGUGGGAACUUUAUGUGUCCACGGUUUUCUUUUAAUCCUCAAGGUGUAAAGUAGAUUGAUGAGAUAAAUACAGAUUGUUUUGCUGUAUCUUUUAUUUGUCUACUUUGUUGCUGAUUAGAAAGUGUGAAACACUAAAUUCAAGACGCAUGUUGUGUGUUAAUGUGCAUGUGUGUUUUCCCACAGGUGGAUCUCCCUACCUAGCAGCAAAGAUAAAUGAAGCGAAGGAUUUGUUAGAUGCCCAAACCAAGAAAUAAAUAUGCUGGUGAUGACAUCAAUUGGAUCACAUGCUGAUCUCCUCCACACUGUUGCACUGACUGACUUGAGUGUCUUUUCUAUCUGAAUCUUCUCAAUUAAAAUCACUAUGUACAAAUUGUUAAAAGA